AUGAGUGUGCUGUGGCAUGAAGCAAAACCAACCAAAGCAAUGAGACGGGAACAGGCACAUACAAAUGCGAAAAAUCAUCUAUCUGCGUCCUACGUUCCAGGACCAAUUCCCGACUCAACACGGUCUCGACAUGCUCCACUAUAUGGUCGACUUGUUUCGGAGGAACACCUGCCAGCUUCGCAUCGUGAUGUGCACCAGCGCUCAAUCAGCCCAUCAUCAUCAUCAACAGACAUUCGGGCGAUGCAAGCUAGAAUUCCGACACAUUUCAGAGAUCCAUCGUUGGCGCCACUUCGGAAGUUGAGCGUUGAUUUAAUCAAAACCUACAAGCACAUAAAUGAGUUUUCGAUGUUGUUUGGUGAAAAGUCAAUAGACGAUUGGAGAUGUAAAAGUUGUCUAGGAUUUUGGGAAACGAGCAAAGUUAUUGAAAACUGA
This is a messenger RNA of Clunio marinus, 432 nucleotides long. The record is from the annotation of a GenBank genome assembly. Lineage: Eukaryota; Metazoa; Arthropoda; Insecta; Diptera; Chironomidae.